This is a messenger RNA of Acanthoscelides obtectus, 5872 nucleotides long. Lineage: Eukaryota; Metazoa; Arthropoda; Insecta; Coleoptera; Chrysomelidae. The record is from the annotation of a GenBank genome assembly.
GUUGUAUAUAUGUAUUGUGAGGCAGAAUGGUAUGUGUCUCUAGUUUUUAUCUCUAAGGAGAAAGUUGGUUGAAUAGCAAGAUCGGGUGGAUUGCUCUGCAUGUGUAUAAAACCAGUAAUAUUUGCUGUGUGAGAAAAUCAUUACUGAAUAUGCUGCCAAUGAAGUAAAUCUAUUAGCUGUGCCAAACAGAUAUAACUAACUAUUGCUAAUAGGAUAUUAAGAAUGAAAAUUAGGGGCCUUAUUAUAUGGAUAGUUCUUAAUAUCUACUGCUCAAAAAGUUCUGCUGAAAAUCAUGGAUACUAUGACCAAGGAGUAUAUGCUACUAGCAAGGAAAACCUGAGAAGUACCAAUAAUCCAUAUGAAGUGCCACAAACUCCGGAUGUUGACUCAUGUAGCAGCGAAGACUUAAUAUGCUUAGCUGCAACACAUUCUGAUCGACUAGGACUUGAAGCUAUUCAAAUUCUGCAUAAACAAAUAGAUGAUGAUCAAGAUGGCACAAUUGAUUUAUCAGAAUCAGAUGAUUUCCUCAAGGAACUGAAGAUCGAUGCAGGGAAAGAAAAAAGGCAGAAAAACUUCCAUAAGAAUGAUGAUAUGCACAUAUCUGUCAAGGAAUUACUGGAGGCAUGGCUCAGAUCAGAGGUACACAACUGGACACUUGAUCAGACUAGUGAUUGGUUAACCAACUGUGUUCAGUUACCACAAUAUGUUCCUAACUUUAUUCAAAAUGGAGUAAAUGGUGCUAAAUUGCCAAGAUUAGCAGUUGAUGAUGGAAAGUACUUAACAAUCCUUGGAAUCAAAGAUCCAAUACACAAACGCAAAAUUGCCUUAAAGGCUAUGGAUGUUGUUUUGUUUGGACCACCAAAAGAUUUGACUGGAUGGAAGGACUUAACUUUAAUAUUCCUAACCAUAGUCGGCGGACUUGGUGGUUGGUACGCCUAUCAACAGAAUAAAAAGUUCAAAAGGCAUUUAAACAGAAUGACCAAAGAUAUGGAUAGCUUGCAAAACGCGGAGAAAGCAUUAGAAAAUUUACAGAAAGAAUUAGAGCAUGCAAAACAGGCUCAGGAAUCCGUUAUAACGGAAAAACAAAAUUUAGAAAAAAAAUUGCAGGAUUCGAAGAGUGAGCUAAAUACUCUGCCAUACUCUGAUCUGGAAGUUUCUCAACUGAAAGCUGAAAUAGAGAUGCUUCGAACAGAACUACAGCUGGCAGAAGGUGAACUCAAGGAUAGAUGUUGGAUGCCACCUCACGAAUUGCAGCAAUGGCUCCAGCUUACUUAUGAAACAGAAAAUAAAGCAUAUAUGAAAAAGAAGAUAUCAGCAGAGAAGCAAUUGCAGCAAGCAAGAGAAGCUUGUGAGAAAUUGCGCAAGAAGCGCUCCAGUCUAGUUGGUGCGUUCGUAUCGACGCACGGCAAGUCGAUCGACGAAGUUGACAGGAGCAUCGUGGAGGCGCGCACGUCGCUUCAGGAGGUGACACAGGAGUUGCAGGAGCGCGCGCACAGGUGGAAACAGAUCGAGAUGCUGUGCGGAUUCUCGAUCAUCAACAACAAUGGAUAUGCGUACCUGGAGAACGCUUUGUACAGAGGCGGAAACGGGCGUGGGGGACUUAUUCGAGGCCGAAUGAGCAGCACGGAUGACCUGGAUGACGAAACAUCAUCCAUGUACGGAGGCAGUUUGCCAGGGUACAUCGAGUCUUGUCAGAUGGCGUCCCACUGGAAAGACGGUGAUUCGUCCAGUAGUGAAACCAGUAAGCAAGAGGAGGAAGGUGGUAGCGAACCUAAAGUUUCCAGCAAGAAUAAUGUCCAUUUCUCCGUAGGCAGUGAUGUAUCACCAUGGUCAGAGGACACCCUGUCAUCAACAACGCAGACACAGCCGAAGAAUGUCGUGGGACGAUUAUCGUCGAACCCCAAAAGCGUAAGCCAGUCAAACAUCUCCCUAAAUCUCCCAGCGAAGCCCACCUCGAUGACAAGGUCGUUUUCCCAAGACAUCAAUGUUUCGCCUGCAGACACCAAGCCGAAAAGUUCCUUGUCGGACACAAAUUUAGAGGUAUCGAAAAUAAAGCCUCUGAAGCAGAUCAAGGAGCAGCCCAGUGUAUCCAUUGAAGAUGACGUAUGCUCUACUGACUCCUCCGUUCUCGAUGAGAGUGAUUCGAAAAAGAAGAAACGCAGCAAAUUGUUCUCGUUUAAUAAGAAAGGGAAAAACAAAGGUGAUUGAUAAUUAUUGAACGAGUAGGUGGUUUGAUUUAUUUUUUCACCAUAGAAGCCGCUUUUGUAUAUUUAUCGACGAAGCGUCGGUAGAAUUCAAACAGGGAUUAGCAAACAUGAUUGACUUCAUCUAGUAGCGGUAAAAUAGUAGCAUAGUAGUCAAUGCGCUAUUUCUUAGAUAGUCAUCGAUUUGAAAUGAAGUUAAUAAAAUGCUUUGUUCCUUAUAAUUCUUGAUAUGAUUAGUUAUAUCUCGUACGUACCUCUCACACCCUAAGAAUUAUGUCCAUAGAAAAGAUUUUGUGAACUUUAACCUAAUAUAAAUAAUUUCUAUAUUUGUUGAAAAGAAAAAGCUCACAUUCAAAGGAGCUACAGAACUUUCACUUAAAUGAUUUUUUUUAUUCGUAUCGUGUUGGAGAGUUCUGUAUCUCUGCUGCUCUACUGAUUAAUAGAAUGUUUAGGUUAUUGGGCAGCAACGGCUUUUAGUUACAACUUAUGCUCAUAUCUUCAAUGAGUUGUAGUAUAUAAAAUUGGCUUUCACAACAUUCUGGUACUUGGAUUGUUGGCUAUUUGAAACUGUCGUACAUCAGUAAGGAUGAAAUCCACCAAUGCUUCUUAUUGAAUAUACAAAAAAGCGCCUUAACUUGAUUUCUUGAAUUUUUUCAUCUCAGAUAUGUCACAGACAAAACUGUAAAGAGAUAAUAGGAUAAUUUUACAUUGCCUGAUCAUUACUCCAGUACGAGUUCUUUUAACUAAUGCUCUCUGGAAUACGUGUUGUUAACAAGAUAUAAAGGUGAAACUAAUUGAAGAUUCUACUUGAACCUAUGGUGGAUCUAAAAUAGGUUAUUGGCUUUUGUUUUGCUGUGACAUAUAUUGCAGCAAUAUUUUCAGUUAUAAUUCUGUCUGUUUUUUUACAUAUACGUCAUUGUUAAAGGAAAGUUGACGAAGCACAAUAAUUUGUAUUGUCUUCCAUAAUGUAUUUACUGUUUUGUCAGGGAGUGUUUUAAUCCUCUCCUGUUUUUUUAUUUUACCGUCGUAGUACUACCAACAGAUCAUUUCAGUUUAAAAAAGUUGUGUAUGUUGUUAAGUUAUAUGAAAAUGCACUCAUUGGCUGUAUUACCUUGAAUUCCAACUUCCUACUUCCGACUGAUCUGUGGAUAAUUUUUGUAAGCUUAAAUCAUUCGUUAUUUUAUUCGAAUUUAGGUAUAGGUAAACGUGCUUAAUUGACCGUACUUAACAACUCGAAUGCAAAAAUAAAUUUUACCAAUGUAGGCGAUGUGCAAAUGCGUGGCAACAACCUGAUGUGAGUAGUAUAAUUUUGCCUAGAUAUGCCAUUAAGCGGGUCAAAUUUGGAGAAAAUGUUAGUAAUGUUACAAAAUUUUAAAAACUCUGUUCAUUCUAUUAAUUUAUGCACGUUCCAUUUUAAUCUCCCCACCUAAAUAUUUCUAGGAAAAUAAAGUUUCAAACAAAAUAGGGUUUCAAGGGAAAAAUAUAAUUGUGGCAUGGACUAUGAUCUUGACUACGUCUUUUAAGGUCAUUCCAAGUCAAGCAGUUAUUUUUAAAUGGAACGCCUCCUUUUUGACAUCAGUAUUGAAAAGAAGCGGAAAUCCUAUUUCCGAAUAUCAUUUUAACAUUUGCCUUCAAGGCCAUCUCAAGGUCAAAUCAAUACAUUAAAAACAGUUUGUUCUAGUAAAAAUGUUCGACGGCGCAGCUGUAAGCUUUAGGGGGAUCACAAAAAGCUGACCUUGACCAUGAACUUCAGGGUCAAGUUAAACUUUCCAAAGGAAAAAAGCAGGAAAUUUUAUGUCAGAUUGUGAACUUCUCCUCAAAUAACAUUUAAGCUUGACACGACCUUGAUACUGACGUCAAAGUUACACUCGCACGUAAAAUGUCGUGUUUUUCCCUUUGGAAUUUUUUACUGUGCCUUGUAUGUUAUGGUCAAGGUCACCUUUGGGUGAGUCCCACAAAGUUCACAAAUGUACUGUCGAACAUUUUUGCUAGACAUUUUGUUUUCAAUGCCUUGAUUUAACCUUGAAAUGGCCUUGACGGUUUUGGUCAAGGUUAUAGCCAAAAUGAUGUUCGGACAUAAAAUUUGCUAGUGUUUUCAAUUACGAUGUGAAAAAGGGGGUCAAUUUAACGUAUUUACGUGACCUUAAAAGGCCCUUAAAGGUCGUAUAGCCAAGGCCGUUGUCAAGGUAACAGUCAUGUUGCCCCAUAGAAACCCUAGAACCUUUAUUUAAUAACAGUUUUCGAAAGAUUUAGGCAGAGAUAUUUAAAUGGGACACAGUGUAUAGUUUUUGUGAUACAAAAUACGAUCUGUUGUUUUUACAUGCAUAAACAUGCUUGGUUGUGAAUUAAACAGUAUUGAAUCAGAAUAAACAGGAAUUACCUAAUCUAGCGAACUAUAACUGAUGGUAAUAAUGUAUUGAAGAAAAACUUUACCGGCAUUUCGGCUGACGCUUUCGCCCAUCGUAACUUUGCCGUUAUUGACUGUAUAUAUAUAUCGCUAUACGAGUGUGUGGCCAUAUACAGAGCCAUAAAGAAACUAACAUGAAAACAGUUGGCAAUGUUAGUGACAACCUAUAUAAAUAUGUCAUGCAAUUAUUGCGAUGCUCGGUACACGUAUUUCCCUAUUUUUGAAGAUACACAUAGCGAGAUGUUCGAAAUAGUGAUAUUUAAAACACUUGAAAUACCUAUAGCACCAUUUUGUAUAGAAAGACUGGGUGAAAUCUGAAUAAGAGUAAAUUGACAAAAAUUUAAUUCUUCAUUUACGACAAGGUUGUAUUGGCUGAUGGAAGUAUGAAUAGUAAUAACAUCGUGUCCUAAUAUGGCUGACACUUCUCAAUUAUUAUUUUUGUAAAGUGCCCUAAAUGGUGUAGCGUAAAUGCCGUACGUGAUAGUAUCCAACAUCACAUAUUUUUUCAAUUACACUGAUAACUUUUAUUUUGUUUCAAGUAAGAGAAACUAUAAUGCGUUAACGAAGUAGUGGAAAUGUGUUUAACACGCUUUCAGGGUACCUGACAUCAAAAUUAAAUUUUUUUUUUACCUUUUAAAUGCACCUGCUUGCUUGAUUGCCAAUUAGGUUCAAAUUUAGUUUUGUAAUAAUACUAAGAGCAUUUGUAUAUGAAAUAUCCGUAGAAUCGUAACUAUAAAUUUUUAUUGGCAAUACUCAUUUUAAUCACAGUAAUUCAGAAAUUGACCAUGCUUGGUACUUUGAUUACUGCCUUUUUGCAACUGACAGUUACCACAAGCUAAAUAUUUUACUUGAAGUGCAGUCUAACAACUAUAAUAAAAACGUAGCGACAGAGACAAGACUGUGCCUCUCCUUGAGCCAGAAUGAUGCUUAAACGUGUGACGACACAUACCAACAUGAUUGAUUAUGUUUUGAUGUCAGGUGAAACUUUAAAUAAUAGCUGAAUAGCUAUUCCAUGCUGUUAACGUGUCUGGCAUCUUAUGUAACUUGUGUAUAUACCCCAGUUACAAUGAACACUAAUGUGGAAACUUUUUCCCCUAGAAUGAACAUGUAUGUGAUAUUUACAUUUUAACGUGUUUUAUAAUUGGCACUGCAACUGAUGCCCCAUUUUUCUUUUUUAUUAAUAUGUUAUGGGUUAUGACGUAGCUAAUAGUCAAGGCAGUUGCGUGAAUCAUAAAGCAAUAUAAAUAAAUUAUAUUUUAUA